Chroicocephalus ridibundus (black-headed gull) is the source of this 6653-nucleotide messenger RNA. It is a transcript of the gene FAM169A, whose product is annotated as family with sequence similarity 169 member A. The transcript has 13 exons. Lineage: Eukaryota; Metazoa; Chordata; Aves; Charadriiformes; Laridae. The coding region runs from base 174 to 2141 and encodes 655 amino acids. The record is from RefSeq and is a predicted model, not a curated record.
GAGGCCGCCGGGCAGAUAUUAAGCGCCGGGCGGCACCGGGCGAAGGCAGAGGUGAGCCGGGAAGCGCCGUCAUCCGUCGGUGGACGCGGCCGUCAUUCAUCCAUCUAUCUCUGCGCCGCCGCCGCCCUCGUUCAUCCCUGCGCCGUCGCGGGAGGCUGCCCGCCCAGCUGAGGAUGACUUUCCCUGUGGAUAAAUUGAACAGCUACAGUCAUGAGGACUUGCAGAGCUCAGGAGAGGAAUACUUGACUGACCUUCGGUAUAGGAAUCCAAACAAUGUUGAAUUCUUCACUCUGCCAGACCACAGGAAAAUUCCUAUUAGGCUGUCAACUGUGGGCUUCGUUCCUCUUUAUGGUGAAGAACAGACACACAAAGUUCUUGCUUUGUUUGCACCAAGGGACUUGUUCACAGCUGUGGCCCUGUAUCUUGAUGGCCGGUGGUGGUCAAUUGAUGACAUUGUGAAAACAUCUGUCCCUACUAGACAGGGGCUUCAUCAGGUGAAGUCUCUUGGAGAGAGGAUUGUUCUCUAUGUUCUGAAUCGAAUCAUCUAUCGGACACAAGAAAUGGAAAGAAAUGACAUCCCAUUUCUCUGUCAUGGUGCCAAUGACUAUGUUAAGAUCAUGUGGAAAAAAGGAGAGGCUAUUGGAUUCUAUUCUGUUAAGCCUGCAGGAAGUGCUUGUAGCUCUUAUGGUAGUAAGACUUACAAGAUGUCAGUGCUAGACACAAUAUUUGUGAGAAGAAGGCAUCGUGGGAAAGACUAUGGGCUAAUCAUAUUGGAAGACUUUGUGAAAUGCUUUCCUGAAUGUGCUCUCGGCCUGCGAUACCCGCUGUCAGCCUUCACGUACACAGCUUGUAAGAGAUAUCUUGAGAAGUACCCUGAGGAUCAUAAACUUUUGUGGGAAGUGCAGGGACCAGGUUGUUGGUUCCAGAGAGCAAAUAUUAUGUCUAUGAUCCAAAAGGAAAAUAUGCCCAAAAUUGCAGCACAAGCCUCAAAGAAAGAAAAUAAGAAUGUCCAAGCAGUUGAUAAUUUUCAGCCGUCUGAAGCAAGUGGACAGAAUACUGAUCUAGUAACACAGCCAAAUGCUGACUCUCAAAAAAGUAAAGAAUCAAUAGAUGUCCAUGCAAGCACAUCUAAAGCUCCUGCUUCCUUACUUUGGACACAAGGCACUUACUUAAAACGUCCCAGGAUAAGAAAAUGUAGCCAGGAAUCUCAACCUGAAACUUCCCAAGGAGCUGAGGAGAAUGUUCCUCAUGUGUCAGAAAGCAGGCUGGAACUUCCUGCCCACACAUCUGAAAAAUCUGAAGACUUAAAAGAAGUACCUGAGGAGAGUACUGCUGAGAAGAAUGAGGAAAUGAUUUUUGAAAAUGAGGGCCAGUCUGUAUCAGAAGGAGAGCUACAUGUAUCAACCCCUGAGAAAACGAGUGAGGAGGAGGAAACUCCAUCAGAACCUCUUAAUGGUGAGAUAACAGACGAAACUGGAAAGAGCUCACUUGUGGCUGAAGAGGAAACAACAGAUGAAGUUCUAAGUGGUGAAUUAACACUGCUUGUUCCAUUAAUCCUUGAGCCUCCGACAAAACCUUCAGAAGACACUGUGUCAGAGAAGGUUUUAAGUGCAAGUGGUUCAGAAGUGCUGUCUGAAGAAAGUGCAUUAGUAGAGGGGACUACUGAAGAAGAGCAAGAAUCUGGAAAGACCACCAUUGAAAAUGCAGCUGCUUCAGCAUCAAAGGAAGAGCCCUCUGACAAUGGCCUGCCCAACUCUACAGUAAAUGAAGCAGCAGAAGAAUCUGUUUCUGAGAAUGUGCCACCCAAACCAGCUUCCUCAUUGGAAGAUCAAAAUGAGGAAGCAGGGCACAACUCACAGGAGGCCCCUGCUGCCUUGAGUCAGAGCUCUUUGAUAGUGGUUGAACUUGAGGGUGUUUCUUUUCAGCAGCCUUCUGGGCAAGAAGGACAGAAGAACCAGUUGGAAGAGCACUCAGAAGAGUCUGAGCAGAUAGAUCAGUACACGCAGGCAACAGCAGAGCGGGCUGCUGACAGCAGCUCUGAGGAAGCAGAAAUUGAGGUACCUAUUGUAGACCGGAGAACCUUGCGAAGAAAGGCCAAAGGCUACAAAGGGCCACCAAAGAAAAAAGGAAAGCCAGCUUAAAAAUGAAAUACUGAUUGCUAAUUCAUCUAUUUAUAAGAAAGUUAUCUUGUGUAAAAACUCUAGGGUGUAACUAAACCAUAUGGGACACAGGUGCUUAAAAUUCUGGGUUGGACUUCCUCUGGGGAUUCAUCAUCUUUCCUUAAGUUUUCUUGAAUUUUUAACCACUAGACAUUGAGCUUUGUCAGAGUAUGAAAGUAAACAGCCAGUCUCCUCCUUUUAUAAACCAUAUGUGCUGAAUAAAUACACUUGUGCUAGCAAAGGGAGCAGUUUGUUUAUCUGAGGUGGCAGCUGUGGAAGAAAAAUGCAGCAUGAAAUCCUGGCCCUAUCAAGGUCCCUUAAAUUCCCAUAGACUUGCAUAAGGCCAGACAUCACUCUAGCACUUUUUUUUAAUAACUUUGUGUUCUCUACUGGGGGGGGAGAGAAGCAGAACAAGUCCCUGCUCGCUUCUUGUUCCCUCCCCAUGGAUUUUUCCCAGAUGAGAUGAAAAUAAUGUAAGAUUCUGUAAUUCUAGGUCUCAAAAUACACAAGAAGGUAUAACUUGGUAGAUCAAAACACGAGCAGCAUCUGUCUUUCAUAGAAUCACUUGCAACAGCUGAGUCAGUAGAAGUGCAGUCAGCGCAGUGUCUGCCAUGGCACACUGAUACUGAAGUUCUUCAUGUGAAGAUUAAGACAUGCCCACACAGUGAACUGUAGCUUCCAAAGUGAGCAUCUCAGUAAGCUGAAUACUUCCAUUGAUACAAAUGUAUCCACUUUCAAAAACUCAAGGAUACUUCUGUUUAUGAAAAGUGAGACCCGGUUAUGUCAAUUACUUCUAGGUGGGUUUUUGAUACAUAUGUUUAUCGCUUGUAUUCCCUGUGAGGUCAGAAAACGGUGUUCUUGAGAAGGCAGUAUCACUCAUCUGGCUUUUACUUCUCAUGGUUAAAUUGGAACUGAUUUCAAUUAGCACCUUUCUUGUAAGACGUUAGCAUAUUGGAUACAUAAAUUAUUAGAUUAUUGGAUACAAAAUUAUUAGAUUAUUGGAUACAUAAAUUAUUAGAUUAUUGGAUACAAAAAUUAUUAGAUUAUUGGAUACAAAAAUUAUUAGAUUAGGUCAGUCUUGGUUUCUACUGAGAACAAUCAGGUUACUGAUCUCAUUUCAGUGAGUCAGUCGUAAAUACUGAACUUAAAUUCAGAUCUCUAAGUAUACUCUUGAGUAGGUAUCUCAGUAAAUCUGGGGUGCCUGAGAUAGUAGCCGAUGGCCAGACUGUUAGGGACAGAAUGUUGCUAGUUGGGAUCCAAACAGCAAUUCUGUUUAGUACAGUCCUGAAAACUGGACAUUGUAACUGUGAUUGCAGCAGUACUUUGAACUAAAGGGCGCAGUUUAUUUCUGCAACUUCUUUGGCAUCAAUCAUCUUGCAGUAAAUAGAGUAGCAAAAUCAAAACACCAACUUUAAGCACUAGUUUUAUUGCUGUACUGAUGUCCCAUUGGAGCAGUAGUUUGAUGGUCUAUACCUUCUGUUACAUUAAUGCAAGGGAACAUAUGUGACAAUUGUAUUGACUGAAGUGUUUUACUUGUGGAAAAACGGCAGUUUUUAGGCUUGGAUGAUAAUACAUUGGGGUUUUUUUUGGUCUGUUAACUGUCUGUCUUAUUACCAUCAAACUCUUAAAGAAUUUUUAAGAUUUUAUUGCACCAGCAACCAAUGAUUAAAACAAACUUUAUAGAAGUUUGUACCAAAUGCUAUUACAACAUGCUGUGGAACUACAUGCGUACAGUAUUAUUUUUGAGCUUUUAUUUAGUCUAGGAAUAGAGUUUAAAGAACAUUAACUUGUGACUUCAGCCUUGCACUUAAAUGGUAAAUGGCUUUGUAUUUGACUGACAUUUGUUCAAAAGUUUCUCUUGUACGGCUUGUUAAUUUUUGACAGGAUUUGCUUUGCUUCUCCCACAAUUCUCUUUUGGUCUGUUUUCAUUUCAUGCAGAAUUCUUGUUUGCUGUUCUCAUGUUUCAUAGCCCUUUACAUGAAAAAGAAUACAUCUUACUUCAAAAGUGCUUAUAACUUAGUUGAAAUGAUGUCUGACCUUGGUUUGUUGCUUUUUUUAUACCGUUUCAUUUGUAGAUGUCAUUAAUCAAAUUGAUCAUUUACAUUGUCAUCAAUACUAAGUUAAACAUAGCAACAAAUAGGCCUAAGUUUAAGCUUCUCUGCUUUAAGUGACAUUCUAAAAAAAAAAAAAAAUAUUACCAAGGGGAUACACUUCUAAAUUUAUUUUCACAAAUGUGGUGUUAGAUGUUUUCUAAACUAGUGAUAACCUGUUUAUAGAUCUUACAAAAUAUGUGUUGCUGUUCUAGAGUAUUGUACUGAAGUCUUGCUACAGUGUUAGUGUUUCCUUUUUUAGUGCUGUCUUUGCUGCUUUUGAAAUGUUUUGAAGUAGUAAAUAAAGUUAUAUUUUGUAAUUACUUUUUUCUUGGCUUUCAGUAUUUGAGUUCUUUCUGCUAUACAGGAGGCAUGUUUUAAAGUGGUUCAAUUCACUAGAACUAGCAUCAUUUUACAAUCUGUCUGCUACCAAAGAGCUUUAAAAGCUCAAAGAUGAUUAAUUGAAAAAUCUUUAUUGCUUAAAAAAAUUUCAGGUACUUAAUUAGCUUAUGUAUCAGAGCUUCAUAAAAAAAAAGCUGUAGAAUAGGCUGUUCUGAAUGUCACAGCAUGCAUUCUGCUGUUUAUACCAACUAUGCAAGAUGAUGUAAACUUAGCAGUUAUUAAUGUAGUUUGCUAUAGACAAGCCAACUAGAAAUGCUGUAAAACACACCCUACAGUGUGGUAUAUUAAAAUGUCUUAAGUACAACAGUUGUGUUACUCAGCCAACAAGUAUUUAUAGCACAAAAUGUAGUAAUGUUCUUGAGACAGCUGUAGAAAAGGCUUAUCUGUUUUGACAAAAUGCCUUCUCUCCAAGCAAAUUACUUAUGGACUUGUGACUCUGAGUUUCACAUCACUUGUCACUACACAAAGAAGUAAAAAUCGUAGUAACAUAUUAAAUCUAGACUAGGGCAAUGUGUUACACUAACAAAAUAGCUUGUAAGAGAAGACUUUGGUAUAGUUCAAAUACUGCCUCUUAAGUGUAAGAGAAGUUAGAAAGCUGGUACAAAAGCAGCUAGCCUUGACUUCCUCUGGCCAUAAUUCCAGAUCUGAAACAUGAUCUGGUCACAAAGAUCAGUAAAGGAUUGGAGUAGCUGUCAUACAAGAGGUUCAGAGCUGCAGUUGUUUAGCCUGGAAAAGAGAAAGCUUGAGUGGAUCUUAGCUUGUGUACAACUACCUAAUAGGGGGGUACAACGGAAUGGAUCAAGAAUCUUCUCAGUGCUGCCCAGUGAUUGGACAAGAGGAGGUGGGCACAAACUGGAAUACAGGAAACUCUAUUUAAACGUAAAACACAAACUGUAAGAGUGGUCAAACACUGCAUCAGGCUCCUCAGAGAGGUGGUGGAGUCUCCAUCCUUGGAGAUACUCAAAACGUGACUGGAUGUGGCCCUCAGACACCUGCUGUGGUUGACUCUGCUUUAAGCAGGGGGUUUGCACUACACAAUCUCAAGAGGUCCCUUCCAACCUUAACUACUCUGUAGCUCUAUAAUCUGCUACUCAACCUGCUUAUUGCACAUGUGACCACCUCUAGCCUUAAACUUUUGUUAACGCAAAAAUCCCCAAUGCAAAUCUAUUCACAUUCUGGCUUCUGAGAGUUUUGUUUGAUAGUUUCCUUCUUACAAUGUUGAGGGGUAAGGAUGCCCUCAUUAACUGGAGAAAGCUUGUAAGGAUUUGACUUGGAAUUUAUGUUAAAAGCUCCUUGGCUUAAGUGAAGUACUCUUCAAGAGUAGGAAUAUAAAAGGGCGAGUAUGCUUAUUUGUAGCGACAGAUUGUGCCAAGUUUACCACCAAAUCCUUGACCAGAACAUUACUGAUAGAGUUAUAUGCAUGGCUGAAAGGUUCUUGUUUAGAAGCAACUUUUGUUUCUUGUAUUUCAAGGAUGCAAACUAAAUAUAGAUUAAUCAUUUGAUGCUUGUGACUCUUAGUUUUUCUUGAGUGUUUCUUAAAGCCACUAACAUAGCUACAAGUAGUUGUAGUAUCAGGGUUGUCAUGCCAUUUUCAAAAUCCGCAUCUUAAAUCCCCUACAACUUCAUAAAUUUAAACUUCUGAAACUGUUCUCCUCUUGCCUGGACCUACUGUAGUGGUACAGUCUCCAGCCCUUAUUCUUUCCAUUAAUGCAGUCAGAGGCAAAGGGGUGAAAGACAAAAGGUAGUGGGGGGCAUGGGGGGAAACAGCUGUUCUUCUAGUUAUCUUCUCCUCCACCCUGCAUCCCCAUGUCCCCACGCAGCUAUUGUGUUCUCAAGCCCAUGCUUCUGUAGGGGCAAACUGAGCGAGUGUUUAAUUUCUGACAUCAGUCUUAAGUAAGAUUCUAGCUGGGUUCUUCCAGCUCUUCUGCUUUCCCAGAAGCACAAUACAACUCAGUAUGUUCUUCUGUACCUUUAGCUAUUACAGCAGGCCAUCAUGGGAGAC